This is a messenger RNA of Selaginella moellendorffii, 1008 nucleotides long. RefSeq lists its product as uncharacterized. NCBI's taxonomy places the organism in Eukaryota, Viridiplantae, Streptophyta, Lycopodiopsida, Selaginellales, Selaginellaceae. The transcript has 3 exons. The coding region runs from base 105 to 947 and encodes 280 amino acids. The record is from RefSeq and is a predicted model, not a curated record.
CUAAAGGGAGCGAGGCGCAAUCUGCGUGGAGGACACCAGUCUCUCGGCAAGCUCCGCGAGCCAAUGGCCUCCCAUGGCCGUUUCUAGGGCGAGUGUUUGAGAUCAUGGACGACGAUUCCUGCGCUACGCCGAUCCCCCAGGAUCAUCUCCACGACGCGAUGGAGGGCGCCGAGGUCGCGCUGCGAUCCACGCGCGCCUCGCGCUGGCUCAAGGACGAGACCAUCACGCUCGUCCAGGCCAAGCGCGUCUACGAGCAGGAGGUGGCCGAGGCGGCGAGCCGCGGCCAGAUCGUCAACAAGGAGCAGAAGUGGAAGAGGAUCUCCAAGAAAUGCGAGGACGCUGGAGUGGUCCGCGACGCAUCGCAGUGCCGCAAGCGCUGGCAGAACAUCGUCCGAGACUACAAGAGAGUCAAGGAUUGGCAGAACAGGAACUCGCGGCAAUCCUACUGGCUCAUGUCCGUGGAGGAGAAGCGCGAGAACAAGCUCAUCGUUCCUCCGGUUUUCGACAAGGAUAUCUUCGAGGAGCUGGAUCACUUCCUCGCCAACAGGCCUGGAGUGCCUCCCACGGUGUAUGAUUCGGAGAGGAUCGUCCACCAGCAGCACCAUCACUUCAAGCGGCAGCCGCAGGUGGACGAUGGCGCUCACGAUCACGCCGCUGCCGCGUUCUUGCAGGCCGGGGAUUUGUGUCCUCCAUUGCUCCAGAUCCCAAACGCUCCAUCGUCCAACGACGAGCAGGGGAUUUCUUCGUCCGGGAAGAGGAAGCGGCCCAAGCCGGCGCCGGCGGAGGAUAGCAUGGACAGGCUCGAGGCGAUCUUGGAGAAGAACACCAAGAUCGUGAUCCAGAUGCAAGAGAGGAUGUGCGAGAAGCACGAAUCACACCUCGAGGCCAUGGUUCACGCCAUUCAAGAGAUGACCUCCUCCUUGAACAAGAUGAUUGACAAGCUCUAAGGUUUUUUAAAAAUCUAAUUUUAGCAUAUUCAGUUUUUCGAAUAGAAUAUUCUUUAAGGUA